UGCGAGAGGGGAUUUAAAUUAGACAAAUACUGUCCAUCGUCUUUGACGGACAGGAUAGCUAUCUGCCUUCUCAUGCGGCCAGAGGUAAUCCGCUAUUAGCACUGUUUGACGACGAGCCGAACGUUGAGACAGUGCGACGUUAGCUAGCUUGUAAUGUCGGCACUGUUGGACUUGUUUUCCCCUCUAGACCCCGCUUCCUGUUAGCCUUGGGCUAGCUGGAAAAUAGAAAUUAUGCUAAUGAACGAGCAGGUAUAGUUAGCCAACGCAAAGGGGUGUAACUUUACCACUUACAGUAGGGUAGCCGUUGCAGUUUAGUCGUAAUUUAUUCGCGAACCUAUGUUAUAACUUUAUUUUACCACCAGUUAUCGGGGCAGUUGGUUUCCUUUAGUUUGCUAACGCUCGACAGCUAGCCAUCUUGCUCGUGUUGACGGAUUUAAGUAUUUAACUUGCCUAGCUUUUGGUGGCACAGAGCAAGCGAUAAUAACUUCAGUUGAUUGUUAAUGUCGGAGUCGGACUCGUAUAGGACCUAAUUGCGUGCGACCAAUGCCUAUAAAAUACUUUAUUUUACUGUGUGAAAGCCUGACAGUGUUCACUGUGAAAAGACAAUAGAGAAGCAGCGACUUGUUCAGCCGUUGUUCUGGUAACGAGGACACCGCUGAUAACUAAGUAGAGAGAAAAUAGCAUUUAGGUUAGUGUACUGUUAUACGGCAUGCUGGUGUAGUAGCAGAUUUUUUUUUUGAAUAAUUACUUAGGUUCAUAAGUGGGAAGAAUAGAAAAAAACGGUUUGCGUUAAGUUGACCCGUGCAGAUAGCUCGGGGGAGAGUGGAUGGAGUCGAUGCAGAUGGUGCUUGUGCGACAUAUGAGGGCUGCGCUUCCCUGAACCUGCUGCCUCCAUGUACCUCAUCUCAUUACAUUAAAACAAAAGCUUUAAAUGCCUCGGAAAACACUCGGUCGUCACCAGAGGUAAUUAGGUGGGUAUAGAGACGCUGACAAGUGGUCUGAAGAGCGAGGCUGCUGUCCGUCCUUUUCUCUGGACGUCCAUCUCAGCCUACCUUCAUCACAUCCAUCCACCGCCGCCCUCCUCAUUUCCAGCCAUGGACCCUCCGAGGACUCGGUCUCGGUCUCGGUCUGGCUUCUAUCAUUUCGCCAUGAACGGCAGCGUUGGAAGCAACGGCAGCGGUAACGCGGUCGGUAACGGGAGCCUGAUGAACGCCAGCGGAGGAGGGGUGAGCUACCCGCAGCAGAGCAACCCCGGCUGGGCGCCGCACCACGGAGGUCGCAGCUACCCGGAGAGCCAGCAGCAGCACACCCCGGGGAGCUACCUGUCCGCAGGGGCGCAGCGCCACUCUUCGCACGGAGCUCACAGACACCCUGGGGCCGGAGGAGUGCUACAUUUUCAUCCAGAUAAUGUGUGCAGUGAGGAUCGGGACAAAAUGGAAGACAGUCCAAGCCCGAAAAGGCAACGUCUUUCCCAGCAGUCCAUGUUAGAUCUAAGCUCCGCCCCUCCCUCUACUCCUUCCUCCCCCAUUCGCCCCUGGGAGCUGCCUCCUAGUCGCAGACCACACCCCCACUACAUGCCAGAGAGAUGCCACACACCCGUACGAAACCGUCGCAGCCCUCCAAUGAGACGCCAGCGUGGACGGAGAGAUCGCCUGACACGCCACCACCAUCACGCCCACAACAACCACCACCACUACAACGGCAACAACAAUCACCACCACCAUCAUCACCCCAACGCCCACCAUCAUCACCACCACCACCUGCACUCCCACCACGGCCCGUCGCCAGGCCAUCAGGAUGAAAACUACCGACAUCCAGCUCCUCCUCAGGGUUACCCACCCUACAGCCAGCAACCUCCCAGAGGGCCUGGGCCCGGGCCCGAAGAACGCCCAGGUUACCAUCCCCCAAACCCCUCCCCGAGACCUCUACACCAGUCACCCAACCUGUCUCCCAGGCUGCUGCACCCUGCGGCACAUCCACAUCCACAGCACCCACACCCCCACCCGUCCCAGCAACAGAGCAGCGUGGUGCUGGACCUCCAUGAGCAGGGUUCAGCUCCAGUGUCAUAUCCUGUAUCUCCUCCGGGAGCGCCGCCAGGCCUCCCCCCUCGCUCUGCCCCACAGCAGAUACCAGCAUGCUCAGUGGUCUUCAGUGGACAGCACUAUCCCGUCUGCAGUGUCCCUCCUCCGGUCCUUCAGACUUGCUCUGUGCAGCACUUACCCAUGCCCUACCCAUUCCCAUCACUGCUGUCCAGUGACCCGGCCUUUCUGCUGCCCCCUCCUCACCUCACCCACCCCCCCACACACCUCUCCCAUCAUCCACCUCACUUGCCGCAGCCAGGACAGUUUGGACCCUAUCCAGCACAGCAGGCCCGAUCGCCUUUACAGAGGAUAGAGAAUGAUGUAGAGCUACUUGGAGAACAUCUGUCUUUGGGUGCUGGGCUCCACUAUCCCCCUGCCACCCACCCUGCCCUCACCCCACACUCCACACAGCUCCAUUUCCUCUCCCAUGACCCCCUGCCACAGGAGUUCUUUGGAGUGUCGUAUCCAAACUUCAUUCCUCGGCGUCUCCCGGGGCGACGGUACCGCUCACAACAGCUGCCACCUUCGCCUUACCACCCCAGCCUCCUGCCUUACUUCCUAUCAAUGCUGCCAGUCCAGCCCACAGGUCCUGCAAUCAGUCUAGAGCUGGAUGUAGACGAUGGAGAAGUGGAAAAUUAUGAGGCCCUCCUGAACCUCGCUGAGCGCCUGGGAGAGGCUAAACUCAGAGGACUGACCAAGGGAGACAUUGAACAGCUUCCUUCCUAUCGAUUUAAUCCAAAUAACCAUCAGUCUGAACAAACACUGUGUGUGGUAUGUAUGAGUGAUUUUGAGUCCCGCCAACUGCUGCGAGUCCUGCCCUGCAGUCACGAGUUCCACGGAAAGUGUGUCGACAAGUGGCUGAGGGCCAACAGGACGUGUCCUAUCUGUCGGGCCGACGCCUCCGAGGUCCAGAGAGACUCAGAGUGACCACAUGAGGGAGCCAGACACUCCCUAUUGUCUGUCAAACACUUCAGCACUGCCUGCUCCCGAUGUAUUGAAACACAUGUGCGUGCAUACACACACACACAUACAUACACCCCAUUACCUUUCUUUUUUGUACAGCACUCUUUCCUAAUUUGUUGUUCUUUUGUUCUUUGCUAAUAUAUUGUAUCUCCUGUUACAUCUGAUGUGAUUUUCACCAGAUGGUUUUUCUUCUUGUUCUGUUCUUUGCUGUACAUGCACAUGGGUCCUCAAGAUUUUUUAGGAAAUGACCCACCAUCCUGCAGUGGUGUGUGUGUGUGUGUUUGUGUGUGUGUGUGCGCGCACGUGCAUGCACCACAACUGUGCAAGCGAUCUUUGGUCAACCCUGUAAUGCAGGGCUGUGGUACAAGACUGUGUGUGUGAUUUCUGUGUGUGUGAGAGAGAGAUUUUUAGAUGUCCUGGAGCAUGUCUGAGUUUCUGUUGUGUAUCAGACAGGAGUAUCAACAUCUGAGCGUUUUUGCUCUCAUGAGUGACUGACUUUACUUCCUGUUUGUAUGUUUAUGCACUGUCUGUUUGUAUGCAUACUAUGUGUGUAUGUGCGUUAUAGACUUAAUCUUUUUCUCUAGUUUGACACUAAGGGUCCAUGCUGCCACUAUAGUUCUCGGUUGCCUAUUUGAUCCAGUUGUUUCAGUAGAUUAUUAUUAUUAUUAUUAUUAUUAUUAUUAUUAUUAUUUGACCAUUAUAAGUGAUUGUUUUCCUGCCUGGCAGUUACCUCAUCAUUCCGGUUUUGGUCAUCACUCAUUACAAGCGCUUCACAGCACUACUUUGAAAUUAAGCACAUAUAUUUUUCUUUUCCUUUCUUUUCUUAGCAAAAAUAAGUUUGUCUGUGACUUUGCAGUGGCACAUGUUACAUAUAUAUAUAUCUAUAUAUAUAUAUAUAUAUACUGUAUAAAUCUAUGAAUAUCUGUAUACCAAAUAAAAGGCUUGAUAUAAACUUUUUAAA
Molecule: messenger RNA, 4005 nt
Organism: Stegastes partitus (bicolor damselfish)
Lineage: Eukaryota; Metazoa; Chordata; Actinopteri; Pomacentridae
Product: E3 ubiquitin-protein ligase RNF38-like
Exons: 12
Coding region: 1095-3008 (637 amino acids)
Biological process (GO): protein ubiquitination
Molecular function (GO): ubiquitin protein ligase activity
Source: RefSeq, a predicted model, not a curated record